AUGGAGGUCGACUAUGAGCCACUCACGAAAGGCGGGUCGAUGCACGGUCCUGAACCCCAGCAAGCAGAGGCCAGCUCCAUUUCGGCAUCCAAUUCUGGAGAAAAUGCCUUCCCGCCAAAAAGUAUUCAAGACGAGUGCCUCCGGCUGUGUCGUCCCACGCGGUAUGACGGGCGCCGCGAUGUAGAGGCUUUGGAGGAGUUCCUCAAUUCCCUAGAUCUAUACCUCCGCAUUCAAAAUGCCCCAGAAGCCUUCCAACUCCUCCUGGCCUCUUCCUUGCUAGAAGGGGACGCACGGCGAUGGUGGCUACACCUAUGCAACCGCUCCACGUUCCCGGAGCACAUCAGGUCCAUGCAGGCAUUCCGGGACGCGGUACGUUGCAGGUUUAUCCCGACGUCCGCAAGCGAGCAGGCUAUGGCAGAACUGAGAAAGCUUAAACAGGGAAAACUGUCUGUGGAGCGCUACAUUGAGAAAUACCAGUCCUUGGUGAACCGAAGUCCUAUGGUGGCCCCGGAGCUCCACUACCAAUGGUUUAUAGCGGGGCUGGAUCCCGUAGUGAGGCAAACAGUGACUGGCUGGGCCACGGGCAGGGAAAUGAUGGGCGAAAAAGUGGAACUUGCUGACAUGAUGGAAUACCUCCGCAGAAUGGAAAAGAAAAACGCCACACCCACAGCCCUAGCUGAAAAGGAAGAAAGCGGGCAUGGGAACAAUCCCGAUUUGGAACCAAUGGAUAGUGGGGCUGUGAACACCAAGCCAGCUAAACACGGGGCUAGAAGCGGCUUCCGUCAGCAGACGGCGACUUCACCGCCUAAAAAGCAAGACGGAGACUCUGAACGGCGUACCUGCAUCUUCUGUAGUAAACCGGGUCACGUAUUUCGAGAUUGCAGGCUUAUGAAAAAGGCUAGGGAACAAAUGAGACCAAACCCCGAACACCGCCGCCAAGGGAACAAACAGAGCAAGCAGGGAAACGCCCGGGCCUCUACGCAACGUGCGGCGCAGUGA
This is a messenger RNA of Eimeria mitis, 999 nucleotides long. RefSeq lists its product as uncharacterized. The record is from RefSeq and is a predicted model, not a curated record. Gene Ontology annotation, molecular function: zinc ion binding; nucleic acid binding. Bases 1 to 999 code for a protein of 332 amino acids. Lineage: Eukaryota; Apicomplexa; Conoidasida; Eucoccidiorida; Eimeriidae. The transcript has a single exon.